Molecule: messenger RNA, 1302 nt
Organism: Acipenser ruthenus (sterlet)
Lineage: Eukaryota; Metazoa; Chordata; Actinopteri; Acipenseriformes; Acipenseridae
Product: TLR adapter interacting with SLC15A4 on the lysosome-like
Exons: 3
Coding region: 108-1067 (319 amino acids)
Biological process (GO): regulation of toll-like receptor signaling pathway
Source: RefSeq, a predicted model, not a curated record
GGGUGAACGAUGCUGAAGUAUUCGUCUAACUGGAUGUCAAAGGUCUGUAAUCCUGGCACAAAUUUCUGGAUGUUGACACCUGCCUGCUUAACUUUGAGCUGGAUACAAUGGAACAACAUAAUAAAAAAGACCUGUUAAGACCUGAAGCCUCACUGUGGAGCACAGUUCUCACUGCAAAACAGUUCUUAAGUUUAAGGGUUAACUUUGAAAAAGACGGCCUGCAGUUACCAAAGAGUCCAGUAGCAGAUAAGGAAGACAUCAGACGUGAGAUGACGUCUGUCUGUAACUUUACAGCUGGGGAGUUUCAAAGCCAGACCCUUCUUGAAAGAUGCAGGAGCGUAGGCCACUUUAUUCAGUCUGGACGGUCCAGGGACAAGCGACAAUCCAGGAAAAGUGCCUCCACUGAUGCCGGUGAGGUCAAACAAUGCACUAGGCAGAUAUCCCCAGUUGUUGAUAUCCCUGGCAUUGCUGGGGGCACUAACAAAGAGACGUACCUGGUUCCUUCUUCGUGCCAGAGCAUUUGCAAGGACUAUAAUGAUCUGCACAUCGCCGGGGAUCAGGUGAUGCCUAUUAGCUCGGCCAUCGCUGACUUGACUAUUGACAGCGGCUUUGCGUAUGCAGACGGUCCCUUCCUGCAGUCUUGUCAGAUCCCUCCUGACAUGGAAACCCCUAGACCUUCCCUUGAGUACACACGGAGGCCUCCGCAGGGAGAUUCCUCCUGCUGGCGGGUGGGCAGCAUCAAGGACAAGAGCAUUCUCCAGCACUGCCGCCCACUUUCCAACUCCAUGCUGAACAACUACCUGGAGCAGAAGAUCAUGGAGCUCUACAAGCAGUACAUGGUGGACAGCAUGCUCAACAGCAACUCCCCAACCAAGAUCAUGGCCUCAGAGCUCAUCCUCACCAAUGUGGACCAGAUCACCCAGCAGAUCUCACGGGAGCAGAACAUGGAAACCACCAAAGCCAAAGACAUGGUCAUCAGUUGCUUGCUCAAGGUUGCCAGUGGGAUGCAAUCGAGUGAACUCAGUACCCCCCAGUUACAGAUUUCCAGUGACCACAGCCUGAAGUGAAAUGGGAUUUGUGUGUACACUACACCCAGAUCAUUAAUGUGCUUAGAGGUCAAGUGGACUUAAAGACAUCUCAAUAACAAUCCACCAAACCACUCCAUUUUUUUUUUUUAAAAACACAUAAUGUUUCCAAAAUUAUAUUAAAGAUAUGUAACAUAAGUAACAAUAUUGAUUUUGUUUUUUGUUGUAAUCACCAUAUAUUCAUUUAAAAAUAAAAACAAAACAAAUAAUCUGUCAA